AUGCGCGGGAGCUUCAUACCUUUGUCGCAAAGAAUCCUGCUCAACUUCAUUUGGAACGCCGUUCAAUGCUGGAAUGGUGGCCGUCUAGUCGCUGUAUGCUUGACCGCGAUCUGGCCUUCGUAUGCCCGUAUGCCGAAUACUUUUAGCCCCAACUUCCCUGCUACCACCGACCAGUUUGUGGGAUUCGUCGUGUUCUGGUUCAUAUCGACACCUUUCUUGUGGCUGCGACCGGAGAAGUUCAAGAUCCCGUUCCUCAUAGUCUGCCUCUGGUGCGGCAUCGGAAUGUUGGCAUGGAUGAUCUGGGCAGUGACAACUGCUAAAGGUGUAGGCCCUCUAUGGAAUGCUGGCGAAAACAUUCCUUCGGGUUCCGCUUUCGGUACCUCAUGGCUUAUCAUGGCUGGCAUCAAUCAGAGUCUUGGCGGAAUUGCUGCUGGCAUUACGAAUGGCAGCGACUUCUCACGCUACUCGCGUGGAAGAACACCCUACAUGGUCGGUACUAUCACUAGCUGCGUGAUCACCAGCGUCAUCGUCUCUCUAGUUGGUCUUGUUACAACUGCGUCGGGACAAAAGUUGUAUGGAGAGAUCUAUUGGAACCCACCUGAUCUACUCAUGCGCAUGAUGGACAACGGCAACGGCUCAUCGAAGGCACGUGCGGGGGUAUUCUUCCUGGCUGCAGGUUUCGCAUUCACCGCAAUGUUCGAGAACAUUUGCGGAAACGCUGUCUCUGGUGGAAUCGACCUUGCUGGCCUUUUUCCACGCUACAUCAACAUACGUCGUGGUGCAAUCAUUACGUUUGUGGCGGCAUGGGUCGUUCAACCCUGGCAGCUCAUCAACCGAUUCUUCAUCAGCGCUUUCGUCUUCUACGUCCUCAACAAGAUCUUCCCAGUUCUAGAUAUGGACCAGAUCGAUCCUAUCGAUCUAUAUGGUACCUUCACAGAAGCGGAGGCAAAGCGAGCUGGUGUAGCUCCGCUAGACAACAGCCCUGUUUUGGGAGGGGUAUCUGGGCGAAGAUCGACCGAAGAUGUUGUUAUCUACGGAGAGAAAUGUGCGUGA
Molecule: messenger RNA, 1053 nt
Organism: Alternaria triticimaculans
Lineage: Eukaryota; Fungi; Ascomycota; Dothideomycetes; Pleosporales; Pleosporaceae
Exons: 3
Coding region: 1-1053 (350 amino acids)
Biological process (GO): transmembrane transport; nucleobase transport
Cellular component (GO): plasma membrane
Molecular function (GO): nucleobase transmembrane transporter activity
Source: RefSeq, a predicted model, not a curated record